Messenger RNA from Trametes versicolor FP-101664 SS1, 1877 nucleotides. Its product is annotated as translation initiation factor eIF-3 subunit D. Bases 18 to 1775 code for a protein of 585 amino acids. Gene Ontology annotation, cellular component: cytoplasm; eukaryotic translation initiation factor 3 complex. Gene Ontology annotation, molecular function: translation initiation factor activity. Gene Ontology annotation, biological process: translational initiation. Lineage: Eukaryota; Fungi; Basidiomycota; Agaricomycetes; Polyporales; Polyporaceae. The record is from RefSeq and is a predicted model, not a curated record. The transcript has 6 exons.
CAGACUCAGUCCGCAAAAUGUCCUCCUUUUCACUCCCGCAGAUCAACGACAACCCGGAGGGAGGUUGGGGCCCGUCAACCUCCAACCUGCCCGCACAGUUCAAAUUCAAGGACAUCCCCUAUGCCCCGUACUCAAAAUCUGACAAACUUGGUCGUUUCGCGGACUGGAACGAUCUGUCUGGCGACAACCGCCCGACGAACAUUGGUCUGUCUGCGCAAGGAAAUGCUCGCUCCGGAGGCCAAGGACGUGGAAGGCGCGAUGGACAGCCCGCUUUCGGUAGCGGCACCGCGAGCGCGUUCGCCUAUUUCCACGCGGAGGAUGAGUCCAGUUUCUCUCUGGUCGACAACAAGACUGGUGCUGCUCGCAGGGGCGGCCCGAUGACUCGCGGUGGUGCCCGUGGAAGAGGCGGCCAGAACUACAACAACCGGGGCAAUCAGCGAGGCGGUCGCGGUGGCUUCGGCGGUGGUCGCGGUGGAGGUCAGCGCGGCGGAAGGAGAGGGUGGAGAGAUUGGGAGAAGAACGGUCGCACGCGGGAGUCCUCUGUGGCCAUCUCGCCAGACUGGGCCAUGCUUGAGGAGGUUGAGUUCCAUCGUCUUGCCAAGCUCCGCCUUGAGGUGGAUGAGCCGGAAAACCUUGAUACCUACGGCCGAGUGUUCCCGUACGAAAAGAGUUACGAUCGUAUCACCACCAAGUCCGAGAAGCCUCUCCAGUUGCUUGACCGUAUCAAGUACAACCCUACGACUUCGGAUGACCCGGUCAUUCAGGAGCUCGCUGCCAAGGACACUGCAACCAUCUACACGACGGAUGUCAUCCUUAGUGUGCUCAUGUGCGCGCCACGGUCGGUCUACCCUUGGGACAUCGUUGUCGUUCGCGAGGGCAACAAGCUGUUCUUUGACAAGCGUGACGGCGGUCCCUUCGACACCGUCACCGUCAACGAGAACGCCGCAGACCCUCCUCAAGAUCCUACCGCUGCCAACCCGAACAACCCCAACGAGAAGGUCGUUGUACCGGAGACCCCUGCUAUCAACACUGCGACUUCUCUCUCCCUCGAGGCUACCUACAUCAACCAGAAUUUCAUGUUCCAGACGGUCAUCGAGACGCCGCCUCCUCCGGCAGCUGAGUUCUCAAAGCCGAACCCCUUCUACGGCCCCGACGAGACUGAGCCCCUUGCGUCAUGCGGUUACCGUUACCGUGUCUUCGACCUCGGCAUCACCGAGGACGAGGACAUGAAGCUGUGUGUCCGUACGGAAGUCGACGCGUACUUCCCCGGCCAGGGCAACCCCAUCGAAGGCCAAGGCCUCGUCACUGUUCGCGCUUUGAACGAGUUUGACUCUCGGUCAGCGGGCGCUGGCGGUGCACCGGAUUGGCGAGCCAAGCUUGACUCCCAGCGCGGUGCUGUCAUGGCCACCGAGAUGAAGAACAACAGCUGCAAGCUCGCCAAGUGGACCGUGCAGAGUGUUAUUGCUGGCGCCGACCUCUUGAAAAUAGGGUUCAUUUCUCGUGUCAACCCGCGCGACAACACUCGCCAUGUUAUUUUGAGCACCACCUCCACACGCCCAGCGGACUUCGCUGCUCAGCUGAACGUCUCGCUUGCGAACGGUUGGGGCAUCGUCCGGACCGUGGCCGACAUGUGCAUGAAGCAGCCCGAGGGCAAGUACGUGCUCAUCAAGGACCCGAACAAGCCGGUCCUUCGUCUCUAUGCCGUUCCGGCGAACGCGUUCACCGCCGAGGACGAGGACGAUGAGGGUGGGUUCGACGAGGAUGGCGAUGCGUAGUCUCUCCCGGUGCUUCUGUAUGCUCAACUCACGGCUGUAUUUCUACAUACGAGAUCUAUCCGUGUCAUGUGUAUGAAUCUGCUGUGUAUUUCUUGAAACGUC